Messenger RNA from Anopheles moucheti, 1709 nucleotides. Its product is annotated as tubulin beta chain-like. Bases 274 to 1623 code for a protein of 449 amino acids. The record is from RefSeq and is a predicted model, not a curated record. Gene Ontology annotation, cellular component: cytoplasm; microtubule. The transcript is spliced from 6 exons. Lineage: Eukaryota; Metazoa; Arthropoda; Insecta; Diptera; Culicidae. Gene Ontology annotation, biological process: microtubule cytoskeleton organization; mitotic cell cycle. Gene Ontology annotation, molecular function: GTP binding; GTPase activity; structural constituent of cytoskeleton.
GAGUGCCACGGCCGAAAACACAGCGCGUCCCACAAGCCAGGUGCCACUGUACUACGGUGUGGUGUGCUCUAGAAACCGUUUCCCCUCAUCUCGCUCUACGUGCCCCCCCGUCCCGCGGGUCGUCUCUGUGCUUCGGGUUUCGCGACGGUCGGUAGAAAGUGCACGUUUUCAAAAUUGGAUUAACACACCCGCGCGCACAAGAAAACCGUCACCGUCUAACAGCGAGCUGGUGGUACCGUCCAGUACGCGGCGCAUCUUCCGCAUUUCACCAUCAUGAGGGAAAUUGUGCAUCUUCAGGCCGGCCAGUGCGGUAAUCAGAUCGGGUCCAAGUUCUGGGAGAUCAUUUCCGAUGAGCACGGUAUCGAUCCGACCGGCCACUAUCAUGGUGACACCGAUUUGCAGCUCGAGCGUAUCGACGUGUACUAUACCGAGGUGAACGGCAACAAGUAUGUGCCGCGUGCGGUACUGGUCGAUCUCGAACCCGGCACGAUGGAUUCCGUCCGUCAGUCACCGUACGGUGCCCUAUUCCGGCCGGAUAACUUCGUUUACGCUCAGUCGGGUGCCGGCAACAACUGGGCCAAGGGUCACUAUACCGAGGGUGCCGAGCUGGUGGACAACGUGCUGGACGUGAUACGCAAGGAGACGGAAGCGUGCGAUUGCCUGCAGGGUUUCCAGCUGGCCCAUUCGCUUGGCGGUGGUACCGGUUCCGGUAUGGGCACGCUGCUAAUAUCGAAAAUUCGCGAAGAAUAUCCCGAUCGCAUCAUGAACACAUUCUCCGUCGUUCCAUCGCCAAAGGUGUCCGAUGUAGUUUUGGAACCAUACAACGCUACCUUAUCGAUGCACCAGCUCAUCGAAGCAUCCGAUCAGACCAACUGUAUAGAUAACGAAGCGCUGUAUGACAUCUGCUUUAGAACGCUUAGGAUCUUCAAUCCUACCUAUCCCGACUUAAACCAUUUAAUCUCUGUUACGAUGUCGGGUGUGACGACGUGCCUUCGGUUCCCCGGACAGCUUAAUGCUGACCUGCGGAAGCUGGCGGUCAAUAUGGUACCAUUCCCGCGUCUUCAUUUCUUUAUGCCCGGGUUCGCACCACUCACGGCUAAAGGAUCGCAGCAGUACCGUGCCCUAACGGUGCCGGAACUGACUGCACAGUUGUUCGAUGCGAAAAACAUGAUGACCGCUUGCGAUCCUCGCCAUGGUCGAUAUCUGACGUGUGCGGCCAUCUUCCGAGGCACUAUGUCCAUGAAGGAGGUGGACCAGCAGAUGCUGAACAUCCAGAGCAAGUACAACAGCUACUUCGUGGAGUGGAUACCGAACAACGUGAAGGUGGCCGUGUGCGAUAUUGCGCCGCGUGGCUUGAAAAUGUCCGCCACCUUCAUUGGCAACACCACGGCAAUACAGGAGAUCUUCAAGCGCAUCUCGGAGCAGUUUACGGCCAUGUUCAGACGGAAAGCGUUCCUGCACUGGUACACGGGCGAGGGUAUGGACGAGAUGGAAUUUACCGAGGCGGAAUCGAACAUGAACGAUCUGAUCUCCGAAUACCAACAGUAUCAGGAUGCGGAAGUGGAGGACUAUGACGAGAUGGAAGAAAUCCCGGAAGAGGAACAACAGCAACAGCAGGAGUGAUCGCCGUUGUUGUGUUUUAACCGUUCGUUUAUUGUGUUCCUAUUUCUAUUAGUAGAGAGAGAGAGAGAGAGAGAGAGAGAGAGAGA